UAUGGUGAGAGUAUUAGUAGAAUGUUGAACCGGGAGUAACUGUUAUAGCGUUUUUCUGUUGCUUGUGAGGGUCGGGAUAGUUUAUAUUUUUACAGGUGUAUUUUUAUAGUUAGUGCAAUUUAUCAAGCUUAUUUAUUAUAUAAAAAAUAUGUCAUGUGAUGCUUUCAAAAGCAUCAUAUCAGAAUUUUUUGAGUAUGAUACAACGAAAAUUGUUCACAUCAAAAGUAAGAAAGCUGGCAUUUUGAAUAGAAUCGUGCAGUUGAUCAUAAUAGCCUAUAUUGUUUGUUUUGCUGUUAUCUACAAGAAAGGUUAUCAAGAUUUCAGUACUCUAGAAAGUUCUGUCACCACCAAGGUCAAGGGAGUAGCUUACACAAACUUUUCAAAUGACAAGUUUAACCCAAAGAUUAAGAACUUUGAUGAUUACAGAAGAGUAUGGGAUGUAUCGGAUUAUGUCAUCCCUUCUUCGGAAAAUGGAGCUUUCUUUGUCACUACCAAUGUUGUUGUUACACCCAACCAGACUCAAUUUCACUGCCCUGAGGACCCAUCUGUACCUGGUGCUUUAUGUGAUCCAAAAAAUAACACUUGUGUAGCUGGUACACCUCUUCUCUUGGGAAAUGGUGUGAUGACAGGGAACUGUGUUGCUUCACUUGUAAACUCAACUGCAUACGUUUGUGAAAUCAAUGCAUGGUGUCCAGUGGAACAAGAUAUCAACCCAUUAAAAAACAAUACAGCGUUACUUGCUGCUACCAAGAAUUUUACCGUUUUAAUCAAGAAUUUUGUUGAAUUUCCAAAAUUUAACAUCCGAAGGAGCAAUAUUCUGGACACAACUAACACAACUUAUCUGUCUGGUUGUCACUAUCAUUCCAACACUGAUCCUGCUUGUCCAAUAUUUGUUUUAGGAGAUAUUAUAGCAGAAGCUGGAGAGAACUAUGAUAUCAUGGCUGUAAAGGGUGGUGUGAUUGCCAUAAUUAUAGAAUGGGACUGCAAUAUUGAUUUUGAUAUACGAUAUUGCAUUCCAAUAUAUUCCUUUAGAAGAUUAGAUGAUCCAGAAGCUAAAAUUGCAAAAGGCUGGAAUUUCAGGUAUUCCAACUAUUAUGAUGAUAACUCUAGAACUCUCUAUAAAGUCUAUGGGAUUAAAUAUGAUGUAAUUGUACAUGGACGAGCAGGAAAGUUUAAUGUGGUGCCUUUGAUGAUUAACAUUGGAUCUGGUUUGGGACUUUUGGCUGUGGCUUCAGUAAUAGGUGAUAUUAUUGUGCUUUAUCUACUGAAAAAAAGGGACUAUUAUCGAAGUAAGAAGUAUUUACAAGUUACAACUGAAGGAGAUGCAUUCGAUCCCGAGGCAUUUAUGCCUAGUGUCAGGAGAAGAAAACCUGAGAGUUCCACAUACAGUGAUCUUGACAGUGUUCAGGAUAAUUAAUCACCAUUCCAUGUUAACUUGCAAACAUACUGUGGAAGUACUACCAGUUUUAAGGUGUUUGGAGCUGAGUAUAUUUAAGAUUAAAAGUUGGAACCAAAUUUUUCUAAUUUUCAAAAUAUAUGAGUAUUUUUUAUAUACUAGGGUGAUUUUUCUAAAGAAUACAAUCAUAACUGGUAUGAUUUUAUUGCAUAGCUUGAUGGGGAAGAACACUUUAAUUAUAAAGUUUGUAUAUGUGAUUAAGAAUUAGCUUUAAUUAUAAAGUUUGUAUAUGUGAAAUCAGAUAGUGAUUAUAGCUGUUAGAAUAGCUACAUUCUAAAUUGCUUAACUUUGAAAUAGAUUCCAAGUUUAUUUCAUGUAUAAUCGGCUAAUAAUGUUUCAUCAUAAUAGUUUUACUGCAAGCAUCAAAGAACUAAUUAAACUUUUUUUUUUUAAAUAACAUCAUGUUUGAUAUUAAACAGUAUCAGUGGGUCAGAGGAGAGAUAGAGGAAGCUUAUUUUAGAAUUUUGUUUUCAGUUUUAUUUUGCAAGAACAUUAUUCCUUUUUUGAACUUAUUUUUUUGUGUACAACAUUACUAAUUCUAUAAUAAUAAUAAUAAUGCAAGCCAGUUUCGUAAUCUAUUUCAUUAGUAAAACUUAAAUGAAUAAAUUACAUCAGAGGUAUCUGAAAGUUUUGUGUAAAGUUUAUUGUAGUAAUUACCCCUAAACGUUUAGCACUUGAAAAUUUGAUUAAGUCUUUAGUACACAAAAUAUAAAACUUUGUUGGAUCACAGAUGGACUGCUUGAACAUUUUGCUACACUUGUUUAAUGCAAUAUUAUAGCAUUUCAUUCUAAAUUAUUUUUUCAUUUACUGUUUAAAAGUGGUUAUGAUUUAUAUAUAUUUACAGUUUAUAAAUAAUAGCAAUUUUCAAAAUUUUGUUUGUCUUUUAUAUUAAAAUUGUUAUAUAAGUGACUAAAAUCUUUGUAUAAAAACUGUUUGUACUUCAAGUUAUAAUUGCCCUGUCUAGAUAAAAUUAAAUAGUUUUAUAUUGGCAUUAGUAUAACAUCUGAACCCAUUAAAUCAUCCUUAUAAAUACAAACUAGUCAAAUGAGAAUAAUUUGUCUGUGAUUAAGAAUUAGCUUUAAUUAUAAAGUUUGUAUAUGUGAAAUCAGAUAGUGAUUAUAGCUGUUAGAAUAAAUUUUUACUUUUGCUUUUCAGUAUAUGAGAUGCGGAAUAGCUUUGGUUGUUGCAGAAUAUUAUGUAUUGAUUGGAUUUAAAGUUGUCACAAUUACUUACAUUGUUAUUUGAAUUACAAUAUUAUGUGCAUGGAAUUAUAUUUGGUAACUUAAGAAGUACAGUAAACAAUGUUUCUUGAUUUUGUUAAAUUUCUUUUAUUGUUACAAU
Limulus polyphemus (Atlantic horseshoe crab) is the source of this 2797-nucleotide messenger RNA. Its product is annotated as P2X purinoceptor 4-like. Gene Ontology annotation, cellular component: nuclear inner membrane; plasma membrane. Lineage: Eukaryota; Metazoa; Arthropoda; Merostomata; Xiphosura; Limulidae. Gene Ontology annotation, molecular function: purinergic nucleotide receptor activity; extracellularly ATP-gated monoatomic cation channel activity. The coding region runs from base 149 to 1417 and encodes 422 amino acids. The record is from RefSeq and is a predicted model, not a curated record. The transcript is spliced from 11 exons. Gene Ontology annotation, biological process: response to ATP; monoatomic cation transmembrane transport.